This is a messenger RNA of Mesocestoides corti, 936 nucleotides long. The record is from the annotation of a GenBank genome assembly. Lineage: Eukaryota; Metazoa; Platyhelminthes; Cestoda; Cyclophyllidea; Mesocestoididae.
AUGCGUAAAAUCCUGGCACUGCUUUCCCACGGUGAAAAUGAGGUUACAUCGCCCCACAAUCAUAUUGGAGGCAGCGGAUGCAGCAGUUCGGGACUUCAGCUGGGCAAACAAGUAACCAUAAACAACCAACGGUUUACUUUGGACUCGGUCAUCGCCGAAGGCGGUUUUGGGAUAGUAUAUCGCGUGCACUCCUCCAGCGGUCGGCGUUUCGCUCUGAAACGAACCCUCGUCAACAGCGAGGCGGGUGUCUCAGCUAUGAAGCGGGAAAUAACAAUUGUGAGCUCGCUGUCGCACAAGAACAUUGUAAGCUACAUCACAUCCCAGGUGUCGGAAAAAGAACCAGGCAUUUACGAAGUCCUCCUCUUAACAGCCUACUACCCUAGUAAGUCGUCGCCUAAAACACAGGCGUUGCGCUUAACCGGGACCACUCACCUUAUGCGAGGUUCCGUUUCACGGAUCUUGAAUGAGCGCCAACAAAAGAAGGAGGCAUUCCUCGAGUCUGAAGUCCUGCGCAUUCUUGCGGACCUCUGUGAGGCCGUUUCGAGGCUGCAUCACUGCCAGACGCCCAUAAUUCACAGGGACUUGAAGAUGGUCGAUCUCUACACAGACGGCGGACAACCCUUGGGCACACCUGUCGAUAUUUGGGCCCUCGGUUGCCUUACCUACGGCGUCUGCUUUUUCUCCCUGCCCUUUGGCUCGAGCACACUGGCAAUCCAGACUGGCCAAUACACCACACCCGAUUCCUGCUCCUACUCCACUAAACUACUUAAACUCAUCAACUACAUGCUGACGAUCCCCAUCUCCAAACGACCGGACAUUCACCAGGUCGCUGCUCUCACCUUCUCCCUCCUCGACCGACCGAAUCCCGUCCCCAACGUUAAUGUAAGCAGACUUCUCUCCGCUAACCAAUGGUUUGACAUUUGCGCUGAAGUUUGA